GGAAGAAAAGCAUUGCAAAAUGAGCAAAGAAAGCGGUGUUCUAAGGGCAUGGGAGGCCACGCUGCGCAAGACACAGGCUGCAAAAAAACGUGCCAACAGCCUCUUCGGCACGACAACAGUAGCCCAUGCAGAUGACGACGACGACAACAACAAUGAUGACAACGACAACAGUGGAAGUGGCACCAGCGAAAUAUAUCAUGCAGAGAAGGUUCUCCCCAAUGGUGACUACUAUACAGGCCAAUGGUCCGACAGCUUUCCUCAUGGACAGGGGAAGUACCUUUGGACCGACGGGUGCAUGUACGUGGGAGAGUGGUUCAGAGGCAAAACUAUGGGGAAAGGUAGGUUUAGCUGGCCUUCCGGUGCUACCUAUGAGGGCGAGUUCAAGAGCGGUUAUAUGGAUGGAACCGGUACGUAUACGGGGUCCAACGGGGAUACCUAUAAGGGACAAUGGAUCAUGAAUUUAAAGCACGGCCAUGGCGUGAAGAACUGUGUCAAUGGGGAUUGUUACGAAGGAGAAUGGCGGCGAGGGUUGCAAGAAGGUAUAGGGAGGUAUCAAUGGAAGAGUGGGAACCAUUACGUUGGAGAAUGGAAGAACGGAGAGAUUUGUGGUAAGGGUACAUUUGUUUGGACUAAUGGGAACAGAUAUGAUGGGUAUUGGGAAGAUGGGCUGCCUAAAGGGAAUGGAACAUUCAAAUGGCCAGAUGGGAGUUUUUAUGUGGGGAACUGGAGUAAGGAUCCGUGUGAGCGAAAUGGGACUUAUUAUCCAUCAGGGUCAUCCCCAGAAGCGAAUCUUGAAUGGGAUCCUCAAGAUGUGUACAAUUUUGAUUUGAGUGAAUGCAGGAUUUGUCCCGGAGAGAAAGUUUCCAUUUUGCCAUCACAAAAGAAGCUUGCAGUGUGGAGGUCAUCGAAGUCCGGGGAUGGUUUUAGGCCUAGGAGAAUGUCAGUUGAUGGAAGGGUAAGCGUAGGAGUGGAGAGCAGAACGAAAAUGUGGGAUGGUGAUGGGGAUGAAUCUAGUGGCUUUGCUCGUAGGAAUUCAAUGGCGAGCAGAGAUUUGGAGGAUGAUUUGUUGGGUCUGCAUAUCGAUGAUGCAAGGGGAAACCCCGGAUUACCAAUGAAAGUACCUAGGAAAGCAAAGCGACAAGGAGAGACAAUAAGCAAAGGGCACAAAAAUUAUGAGCUCAUGCUCAAUUUGCAGUUGGGAAUCAGGCAUUCUGUUGGAAGACCCGCUCCAGCUGCAUCCCUUGAUUUGAAGCCUUCAGCUUUUGACCCCAAGGAAAAAGUAUGGACGAGAUUUCCUCCUGAAGGAUCCAAGUACACCCCACCACACCAGUCUUGUGAAUUUAGAUGGAAGGAUUACUGCCCAUUAGUGUUCAGGACUUUAAGGAAGUUGUUCAAUGUGGACCCUGCUGAUUACAUGAUAUCGAUCUGUGGAAAUGAUGCUCUUCGGGAACUCUCCUCUCCUGGUAAAAGUGGUAGCUUCUUUUACUUGACCAACGAUGACCGCUACAUGAUAAAGACUAUAAAAAAGGCAGAAACAAAAGUGCUUUUAAGGAUGCUUCCAGCUUAUUAUAACCAUUUCCGGGCCUUUGAAAACACUCUAGUUACCAAAUUUUAUGGUCUGCAUUGUGUAAAGUUAACCGGGCCUAUCCAGAAGAAGGUACGGUUCAUCAUCAUGGGGAAUCUCAUGUGUACUGAAUAUUCCAUCCAUAGACGCUACGACUUGAAGGGAUCUUCCCUUGGCCGCACAACAGAUAAGUCCGAGACAGAGAUUGAUGACACCACUAUCCUUAAAGACCUUGAUCUAAACUUCAUAUUCCGACUGCAGAAGUCAUGGUUUCAGGAGUUUUGCAGGCAAAUUGAUAGGGAUUGUGAAUUUCUCGAGCAGGAGAGAAUUAUGGACUAUAGUCUUUUGGUGGGUCUUCACUUCAAAGAAAUAUCACCUACUGGUGACCUGAUUCCUUCCCAAUCCCGGACUACAACUAUCGGUGACUCCCAGGAUGAAGGAGCUCCAGCUCGUCUUUCACGAGCAGACAUGGACCAGAUUCUUCUUGAUCCAUCCAGAUGGGCUAGUAUUAAGCUUGGCUUGAACAUGCCUGCACGGGUGGAAAAGACUGUAAGACAAAGUGGUUAUGAAUAUCAGAUCCUCGGAGAACCAACCGGGGAGUAUUACGAGGUUGUAAUGUUUUUUGGAAUAAUUGACAUACUUCAAGACUACGACAUCAGCAAGAAGAUCGAGCAUGCAUACAAAUCCAUCCAAUACGACCCCACCUCCAUAUCUGCUGUUGAUCCAAGGCAAUAUUCAAGGCGCUUCCGGGAUUUCAUAUUUCACAUAUUUGCCCAAGACACUUGAAACAAAUCAAUUUCAAGUAGUUUUGAUUGGUUCUUUUUGUCCAUUAUAUAUGCUUUAAUUCGU
This is a messenger RNA of Juglans regia (Persian walnut), 2413 nucleotides long. RefSeq names its product phosphatidylinositol 4-phosphate 5-kinase 4-like. Bases 20 to 2350 code for a protein of 776 amino acids. The transcript has 8 exons. Lineage: Eukaryota; Viridiplantae; Streptophyta; Magnoliopsida; Fagales; Juglandaceae. Gene Ontology annotation, biological process: phosphatidylinositol metabolic process. The record is from RefSeq and is a predicted model, not a curated record. Gene Ontology annotation, molecular function: ATP binding; 1-phosphatidylinositol-4-phosphate 5-kinase activity.